GUGCCCUGCCUGCGCCUGCGUAGUGGAUCCGUUUCAGGGAUUCCCAUUUCCCGCCAAACUGUGAGGUUGGGGUGACUUCCCGCCAGUGGGGCUGUCAGGCAAAACCCCCGAGCCCAUGGAGGCGUUUGACCCGGCCGAGCUGCCUGAGCUGCUCAAGCUGUACUACCGGAGGCUCUUCCCCUUCUCCCAGUACUAUCGCUGGCUCAACUAUGGCGGAGUGGUGAAGAAUUAUUUUCAGCACCGGGAGUUUUCAUUCACUCUCAAAGAUGAUAUAUAUAUUCGCUACCAGUCUUUCAACAACCAGAGUGAAAUGGAAAAGGAGAUACAGAAGUUGAAUCCCUACAAAAUUGAUAUCGGAGCAGUGUAUUCCCACAGACCCAUCCAGCACAGCACGGUGAAGCUGGGGGCUUUUCAGGCGCAGGAAAAAGAGCUGGUGUUUGACAUUGACAUGACGGACUAUGACGACGUGCGGAGGUGCUGCAGUUCUGCAGAUAUAUGCUCCAAGUGCUGGACCCUCAUGACAGUGGCCAUCCACAUCCUGGACAGAGCUCUGAAAGAGGACUUCGGAUUUAAACAUUGCCUCUGGGUGUAUUCGGGAAGGAGAGGUGUCCAUUGUUGGGUCUGCGAUGAAGCCGUCAGAAAAUUGUCCUCAGCAGUCCGCUCUGGGAUAGUAGAAUAUCUAAGUCUUGUGAAGGGAGGAGAAGACAUGAAAAAGAAGGUUCAUCUCAGCACAAAGAUUCACCCUUUUGUCAGAAAAUCAAUAAACAUAGUAGAAAAAUAUUUUGAAGAAUAUGCCCUGGCUGGUCAAGAUAUUCUUGAAAACAAAGAGAAAUGGGAUAAGAUUUUAACUCUCAUUCCUGAAUCUCUUCAUGCUGAUCUUCAGCAAGGAUUCCAAAGGUGUCACAAUUCAGUCCAGCGCUGGGAAUAUUUGAAGAAAGUGGUGAGCAAAAAUCGGCCUGUCAGAAGUGAGAAGUUUGGACCCUGGGUAGAGUGGGAGAUCAUGCUACAGUACUGUUUUCCUCGCCUGGAUAUUAAUGUCAGCAAAGGAAUCAAUCACUUACUGAAGAGUCCAUUCAGCGUUCAUCCUAAAACAGGUCGCAUUUCUGUGCCUAUUGAUUUGCAGAGAGUGGAUCGAUUUGACCCCUUUGCGGUGCCUACCAUAAGCCAGAUCUGCCGGGAAUUGGACGUGGUGUCGGCUAGCGAAGAGGACGGGAACAAGGAGAACGAAGCCGAGGCCGAAGUGAAGCGGCGCACGAGGGAUUAUAAGAAGACCAGUCUAGCUCCCUAUGUGAGGUGUUUUGAACAGUUUUUGGAAGAACUGGAUAAGUCCAGAAAAGGAGAACUUCUGAGGAAGAGUGAUACACAGAGAGAUUUCUGAUGACAACGGCUCCCUUUAUACCCACAUGGAUUUCUCUGACCUUCAACCAAUAGCCAUCUCUGACCUUCAGCAUCCAACCAUGUAAUAAUAUACUGGACCAUACACGGUGUCAUUUAAGAACAAACGAAAAAUCUGCAAGCAGAGUAGGACUCUGGCUUUCAAAGAUUCCAGAUCAUUAGCUUUCUGGGUUUUUGGUAACAAUGUGGACCCCUUUAAUAAUAUUUUUUGGUAACAAAAGUUUAUUACUCAGCUGUCUUUAAUAAUAAAACAAAAGUUUCCAAGGAUCUUAAUUUCAAUUCAUUGGAAACAGCCAGAAGAUUUUCCUGGGUAGAGGAAGGGUUUGUCCUUAAGUCUCAGAAGGGCUAGUUAAAUUUAUUGCCUUCAUGAUUGUUCUGAGUCACAAAAGAACUUUUCUGGGUUUCUGCUGACUGACCCCUGUGCCUGAUCUUCACAAUUAAUUGUUUUUCACCCUCACCUUCUGUCUUAGAAUUAAUACUAUGUAUUGGUUCCAAGGCAGAAGAGUGGUAAGGGCUGGGCAAUUGGAGUCAAAUGACUUGCCCAGGAUCACACAGCUAGAAGUAUCUGAGGCCACAUUUGAACCACUGAGCCACCUAGCUGCCCCCCAUAAUUCAUUUUAAAUAGUACAUGGAACCUUUUUCUUUUAACUCAAAACACACCCCCCCCCAAAAAAAUGAGCCUUUCACUACAGAACAUAGAGGAUUGCAUAUGAAACUGAAUGUUUCAUACAGCUUGCUUUUUUAAUAAUAAAUUCUACAUAUUGCUUUCUAAACUAACCUGCUUGUCUAUGCUUCUAUUCUCCUCUAUGCAUUUUUUUUAAACCCUUACCUUAUUGGUUCUAAGGCAGAAGAGUGGUAAGAGCUAGGCAAUGGGGGUUAAGUGACUUGCCUAGGGUCACACAGCUAGGAAGUGUCUGAGGUCAGAUUUGAACCUAGGACCUCCCGUCUCUAGGCUUGACUCUCAAUCCAUUGAACUACCCAGCUACUCCCUUCCCUAUGCAAUUUUAAAAAAUGUUUCAAAGACCUGCUUUUUUGGGUAUUGAUAUUACUAAUCUACCUUCUUCCCAAUUUCUCCCCACCCCCAUUAAUUCCAGUUUCACUGACACCAUCUCCCAUUAAAAAGAGAAAAAGGAAAAAAACAAACAAACUUUUAGCACCUGAGGCAAGUCAAAUGAAUCUACAUAGUGUCAAAGUCCAGAAAUGGAUCUCUUUCCUUCACUUCAGAAAGUGGGUAGCACACCUCAUGGAAUACGUCCUCUGGAGACAUGCUUGGUCAUUGCACCGAUCAGAGUUCUUAGGUUUUUCAAAGUUAUUUUUCAUAUUGCUGGAAACAGCCAGAAGAAUUUCCUGAUGGAGGAAAGGUUUGUCUUUUGCUGUACUAUUGUUGUAUGAAUUAUUCUGGUUCUUCUGACCACUCCACAUCAGUUUGUGCAACCUAGCAUUCUCUAAAAUGGUCCCUUUUGGAAUUUCUUUGGAACCAAUAAUAAACCAUAAUUAUCCAAAAGGCAA
This is a messenger RNA of Monodelphis domestica (gray short-tailed opossum), 2904 nucleotides long. It is a transcript of the gene PRIM1, whose product is annotated as DNA primase subunit 1. The record is from RefSeq and is a predicted model, not a curated record. NCBI's taxonomy places the organism in Eukaryota, Metazoa, Chordata, Mammalia, Didelphimorphia, Didelphidae. Gene Ontology annotation, biological process: DNA replication, synthesis of primer.